Messenger RNA from Marmota monax (woodchuck), 840 nucleotides. Its product is annotated as HLA class II histocompatibility antigen, DRB1 beta chain. NCBI's taxonomy places the organism in Eukaryota, Metazoa, Chordata, Mammalia, Rodentia, Sciuridae. Gene Ontology annotation, cellular component: lysosomal membrane; late endosome membrane; MHC class II protein complex. The record is from RefSeq and is a predicted model, not a curated record. The coding region runs from base 102 to 647 and encodes 181 amino acids. The transcript is spliced from 4 exons. Gene Ontology annotation, molecular function: MHC class II protein complex binding. Gene Ontology annotation, biological process: positive regulation of T cell activation; immune response; antigen processing and presentation of exogenous peptide antigen via MHC class II.
UUGAUUCUUAUUAUUUGGGAUUUGGUUAGAGAUGGGACAUAGCUCUCAUUGCUUGAGACUUAUCUGCUUUUCUCUAACCCAGUCCUCUCCUGUUCUCCAGCAUGGUGAGUCUGUGGCUCCGUGGAAGCUCCUGCAUGGCACGUCUGACAAUGAUGCUGAUGGCGCUGAGCCUUCCCCUGGCUUUGACCAGGGACACCAGACUGUCCAGUUGGGUUCCAGGUCCAUGGUGUCCUAAACAAAGAAUUGAGCUACACACACAAGUAACAGCACGUUUCCUGGAGCAAGUUUCACAUGAGUGUCAUUUCUCCAACGGGACGGAGCGGGUGCGGUUCCUGGACAGAUACUUCCACAACCGGGAGGAGUUCGCGCGCUUCGACAGCGACGUGGGGGAGUUCCGCGCGGUGAGCGAGCUGGGGCGGCCGGAUGCCGAGUACUGGAACAGACAGAAGGACGUCCUGGAGGAUGAGCGGGCUGCGGUGGACAACUACUGCCGACACAACUACGGGGUUGGUGAGAGCUUCACUGUGGAGCGGAGAGUUAAGCCGAAGGUGACUGUGUAUCCCACAAAGACACAGCCCCUACAGCACCACAAUCUCCUGGUCUGUGCAGUGAGUGGCUUCUACCCAGGCCACAUUGAAGUCAGGUAGUCCCGGAAUGGCCAGGAGGAGCAGGCUGGGGUCGUGUCCACAGGCCUGAUCCAGAAUGGAGACUGGACCUUCCAGAUCCUGGUGAUGCUGGAAACAGUUCCUCAGAGUGGAGAGGUCUACACCUGCCAGGUGGAGCACUCAAGCCUGACGAGCCCUGUCACAGUGGAAUGGAGUGAGUGAGAAGCUUCCUGAA